AUGCUGCCUAGGAUUACUUAAAGCUAAUAACUUCAUAUAUUGAAUUAUUCUGAAAAAGCAACUUUAAACGAAGUAAAAAGAAGAAAAAAAGAACUGGAAAUAUAAGCUUAAAGUGUGGAAAAUAGAAUUAGAUAACUUAGGAAUGAGGAAGGCAAAUUAAUUAAAAGAAUUAAAUAAACAGAACAAUUGACAUCAGAUGUUUAUAAAUAGAAAGUAGCUGCAUAAAUGAAAGUAGCAAAUAAAUAUUUAUUAUAGAAACAACGAAAAUUACAAAAAAAUGCUAUUUAUUUUAGAAGUGCAUAAAAUAAUACAAAAGUAUUGACGGAAUAAUCUGCUGGUAAGGAGAGAAAUACAGAACUCUAUUUUAAAAAAACGCUAGAAAGAAAUUAAUUGAAAAUAGUCUAAUAAGAAUUUAGAUAAUAUAAGCAUAAUGAAGUCUAAAAUUAUAGAAAAUUAUUAAAAUUUGAGCAAUUUCAGUUUAUAGAGGAAUAAAGAAAGUAGCAUGAAAAUUAGAAAUUAAAGGCUGCCUUAAGAAAAUAAGAGUAAAAUUUAUCUGAGGUUUUAAUUCGAGAAAAAUUAAAUGAAAAAAAAAAUAAAAUAAAGUAAGAAUUGGACAAAGAGAAAUUCAAAACAAUUCAAGAAAAUGAAGAAAGAGAACUACAUAUCAAAUAAUUAGAAAUUGAGGAACUGUAGAUAGUUUAAAAAUUAUAAGCAACUCAACAGAGGGAGAAGGAUGUCAAAGGCAAAUUAAUUGCUGCUACCAGGUUAUAACCUGAUUAAUUUGCUAAAACAUUUCAUUCUUUAAAUCACACAUAAUUUAUUGUUGAACAAUCAAAUGCAUAAAAUUAUGUAUUUUUAUAAUUUAUAUUAGAAAUAAGAAGAUAGUGCAUAAUAAUGUUAAAAUAAUAAUGAACAAAAUUAAGAUUAACCUAAUGGAGGAUAAUAAGGAACAUAAACUGAAGAGUGA
Messenger RNA from Paramecium octaurelia, 967 nucleotides. The record is from the annotation of a GenBank genome assembly. Lineage: Eukaryota; Ciliophora; Oligohymenophorea; Peniculida; Parameciidae.